Messenger RNA from Melampsora larici-populina 98AG31, 669 nucleotides. RefSeq lists its product as uncharacterized. The record is from RefSeq and is a predicted model, not a curated record. The transcript is spliced from 3 exons. Gene Ontology annotation, molecular function: protein binding. Gene Ontology annotation, biological process: cellular response to starvation; macroautophagy; endosomal vesicle fusion. Lineage: Eukaryota; Fungi; Basidiomycota; Pucciniomycetes; Pucciniales; Melampsoraceae. Gene Ontology annotation, cellular component: late endosome; HOPS complex. The coding region runs from base 1 to 669 and encodes 222 amino acids.
AUGGAAGAGAAUGAAUCAAAAUCAUUCUCGCUUGAUACUUCAGACCAAGAUGAACACGAGAAUUCAAAUGUUGAAGAUGAAGAAGAAGAAGAAGAGGACGAGGAAGAACCAUUGUUCAAGUAUCGAAGGUUAGAGGGUGAAGUGGAUAAGGUCUUUGGAAAGGACAGUGGAUGUGCCAUCGUAGCAUCAGAGAAGUUAUUGGCUAUCGGCACCCAUAAUGGGGUAGUUUACGUUUUCAAUCAUAAAACUGAAAUCAUUAAAAGGUUUAGACCACACUCAGCAACAAUUCAUGACAUCAAAUUAGAAGCCAGUGAUCAAUUUGUAGCCACAGCAUCAAUGGAUGGCAAAAUUUCAAUCGUACAACUUUCAGGUGGAAAUGAUGUUUUCAUUCUAGAUUUAAAAAGACCAAUGAGAUCUAUUUCUUUAGAACCACUGUAUCAUAAACAUCCAAACAAACGUCAUUUUAUUUCAGCUGGUCUUGCUGGAAAUUUGAUUUUACAUGAGAAAGGUUGGUUAGGCAAUAAAGAAACUAUUUUACAUUCUGGUGAAGGUCCGAUUUGGUCUACUGAUUGGAAAUCUAAUCUGGUGGUUUGGGCCAAUGAUGCUGGUAUUAGGAUCAUGGACAUCAACCCUCAUCAUAAACUAGCCUUCAUCCACGCGCUCAUCUGA